Messenger RNA from Salvia splendens (bonfire salvia), 1744 nucleotides. Its product is annotated as cytochrome P450 71AU50-like. The transcript has 2 exons. Gene Ontology annotation, molecular function: heme binding; iron ion binding; monooxygenase activity. Lineage: Eukaryota; Viridiplantae; Streptophyta; Magnoliopsida; Lamiales; Lamiaceae. The record is from RefSeq and is a predicted model, not a curated record. Bases 75 to 1574 code for a protein of 499 amino acids.
GAUGGAGGGAGUGUUAGGUAGGAGUACAAAAAAGUAGAUAAGACAUACAAAGAUGGUAACGUGAGCCAAAAAAAAUGGAACUUGCUUGGUUUUGGCUGACAAUUAUGGCCAUUUUAGCUGGUUCUUUAAUUUCGUUGGCGGCGAGGAGGAAGAAGAAGACUAAGAGUCUGCCUCCAGGUCCAAGAGGGAUCCCUAUUCUGGGACAUCUACACAUGAUGGGGAAGCAUCCCCACCAAGACUUCCAAAGGAUUGCCAAAGACCACGGCUCGAUUAUGUACAUGCGAUUCGGGUUCGCUCCAAUCAUCGUCGUUUCAUCUCCUGAAGCAGCUGAGCUUUUCCUCAAGACGCAUGACCUUGUUUUCGCCAGCAGACCACCUCAUCAGGCUGGUAAGUAUCUGGCAUGGGAUCAGAGGAAUCUUGCAUUUGGGGCUUACAGCCCGUAUUGGCGGAACAUGCGCAAGCUAUGCACCUUGGAGCUGCUCAGCACCCUUAAGAUCAUUUCUUUCCGGCCUAUGAGAAGGGAAGAGCUUGCUCUUUUUGUUGAAUUCCUCAAGGAAGCAUCCCGACAACACGUUGCUGUUGAUCUUAGUGCCAAGAUCUCGUCCCUGACCGCAGAGAUGAGCUGCAGACUGGUGUUUGGCAAGAAAUAUGCUGACAAGGACAUAGAUGAGAGAGGCUUCAAAACUGUGAUCCAAGAAUGGAAUAAACUAGUAGUAGUUCCCAAUUUGGGUGAUUACUUUCCGUUCCUUGGAGUCUUGGAUCUUCAAGGGCUGACAAGGAAGAUGAAGGCAAUAGCAAAAGUUUUUGAUGUUUUCUUCGAGAAAGUUAUAGAAGACCAUGUUCGAGCGGUAAAUCGUGCAGAGGAGGCCAAAGACAUUGUUGAUACCAUGAUGUCCAUAAUGCAAAGUGGAGAAUCUGAAUUUCAGUUUGAUAGACGUAAUAUCAAGGCCAUUAUGCUGGACUUGCUCCUAGCCUCAAUGGAUACAGCAGCAGCUUCAAUUGAUUGGAUACUCUCCGAACUGUUGAGAAAUCCAUCAGUUAUGAAGAAAGUACAGAAAGAGUUGGAACAAGUGGUGGGAUUGAAGAGGAUGGUUGAGGAGUCUGAUCUCGACCAGCUCGAAUAUCUCGACAUGGUUGUAAAGGAAAGCUUUAGGCUGCAUCCAGUUGGUCCACUGUUGAUUCCUCACUAUUCCAUGGAAGACAGCAAGGUUAACGGCUAUGACAUACCGAAAGGGUCAAGAAUAUUCAUCAACACAUAUGCAAUUGGGCGCGAUCCAAAUGUAUGGACUGAUCCAGAGAUGUUCAUUCCAGAGAGGUUCAUUGGGAGUGACAUUGAUCUCAGGGGACAACAUUUCCAGCUCCUCCCAUUUGGGUCUGGGAGGAGAGGUUGCCCCGGAAUGCAACUGGGGCUCAUCCAAGUUCGACUGAUUGUGUCACAGUUAGUCCACUGCUUCGAUUGGCAGCUCCCAAAUGAUAUGUCGCCAGAGGAGCUGGACAUGAAUGAGGAAGUUGGCAUUGUUGUUUCAAGGGCCAAUCAUCUCAUGGCAAUCCCGACGUUUCGGUUGCAGAACUAGCAUUUGAAGCAAACAUGUAAAAAUUUGCUUCCUGAAAGCAAUCUAUAUAGAAGCAAAGUAAGACAAGCUAAAUAAGUACUCAAAGCCAGGCUAUGAGAUAUCAAAAUUAUAUCAACUCAUGUUUGAUUAUUGCAUAGUUGUUCAGCUGAAAUAUGAAAUCAUUUGAACCA